Molecule: messenger RNA, 9385 nt
Organism: Salmo salar (Atlantic salmon)
Lineage: Eukaryota; Metazoa; Chordata; Actinopteri; Salmoniformes; Salmonidae
Product: myelin regulatory factor
Biological process (GO): central nervous system myelin maintenance; protein autoprocessing; positive regulation of DNA-templated transcription
Cellular component (GO): nucleus; endoplasmic reticulum membrane
Molecular function (GO): sequence-specific DNA binding; DNA-binding transcription factor activity
Source: RefSeq, a predicted model, not a curated record
GAACUGCUAGAAGACAGACGGGGAGGUCAUCUACACAGACGCAGUUAAAUGCUGGAUAUUGACGUACAACGUUUUCCCGAAGACCCCAACUUAGGUAUCACCAUUGUCCUGCAAUCAUCAAGGCAACGAAAAAUAUAUACGAGAAGAAUCGAACAAAGUCGAAGAAUUGCUCUGGGACAUUAUUUAACGAUGUAUUGAUAGUUUUUCCAACGCGGAAUUCGCGUUGUUCGACUUCUCUAUGGCUAUUUCUAAUUAGGCUACUAAUGAAUGAGGUAUAAUAAUUCUACCUGAUCACUUUUGUGUAGGAUUGUUUUUAUAUUUAAAACGCUUGUUUUAGGCGUUGAUGAUUUAAAAACAAAACAUGUAAUAUAUUUAUAAAGGGAAGAGAAUAAAAAGGAACAAUAAAUAAUUGUGUUCAGGUAUCGCAUCUAAAACCAGAGAGGGAAUCUCUCUCUCUUUUUUUUGACAAGGAGUGGAUUUCUGAGCGAUAAUAAUUCCACGUUAGGACUUGGACUAUAGUUACCACCGCAGAGACAUUUGGACACGCCGCCAGUCCCGACUGCGUGAUGUAUCCGUGAGAGUUGACCCGAUAUAACACAAGUGUUUCGGCCGGACUCAUAGGGAGCGGGAAGUUCAUGGAGGGUAUUAGUGGGACCCGCUAGGAUGGAUGUGGUGGAUGAAACCGAAGCGUUACAGAGAUUUUUUGAGGGUCAUGAUAUUACCAGCUCCUUGGAGCCAGCGAACAUUGACACCAGUAUUCUGGAGGACUACAUCGGUAAGGAGGACGACAGCACUGACAUCUGUUUCUCUGAGGUCCACGGCGGUGCCCCAGGGGCUAACUCCUACUCGUUAACCCAGGCCGGAGUCUCCUCCGCUGGGAGCCUAUUGUGUGGCGUGAGCUCCCCUAUCUCCCUACGUCAGGGAAACCCCCACCCCCAGCCCCAGCCCCACCAGACACCCUAUCCCCCACCCCCUCCUCUGGGUCUGCUGAGACACAACAACUACCCUUGCCUUGGGCAACAGCACCACCAGCAGAACCAGAACCAGCAGCAGCAGAACCACAUCAAGCCGGAACACAGAGGAAACUACGCACCUGGGACGCUCCCAGAGUCCCCCCCAGACUCCAGUUCUGAGCCAUACUCCCCUCAGCAGGUCAAUGACACUCACAUGCUGAGGACCAUGACACCAGAGAACAUGUGUCACAUGACCCCGCCACCUCUACCCCCACACGGCCACGGCUAUCCCAACAUGCACCGGGACAUGUACCUGAAACCCGAGCCAAUGAUCUCACAGUACCCUGUUGGCCCCGCCUCCAGUGGGAGUGGACAGGACCUGCUGAUGCAUCAACUUCUUCAACAGCAGGAUGGGAUACCAGUCCACCAGACAAAGAAGAGAAAACCCUCUGACUCUCCAAACAGCACCCUCAACUCUCAGAUCCUCACAGGUAUCAUCAAACAAGAGCCAGUAGACAUUGUUUCUGGCCCAGGUUUGAUGGCGGAUGCAGAUAACUCCUACCUGGACCCUAACUACCAGUGUAUAAAGUGGCAGCCGCACCAGCAGAACAAGUGGACGCCGCUGUACGACGUCAACUGCAAAGAACUCCCUAUGCCCACCUACCGCGUAGAUGCUGACAAGGGCUUCAACUUCUCCCUGGCAGACGACGCCUUCGUGUGUCAGAAAAAGAACCACUUCCAGGUCACUGUGUACUGCGGCAUGCUGGGAGACCCCAAGUACAUCAAGACCAGCGAGGGCCUGCAGCCCAUAGACUGCUUUUAUCUCAAACUCAACGGGGUUAAGCUGGAAGCAAUGAACCAGUCCAUUAACGUGGAGCAGUCCCAGUCAGACCGCAGCAAGAGACCCUUCAAACCAGUACUGGUCACACUGCCCCCGGAGCAGGUUACCAAGGUAACAGUGGGACGACUACACUUCAGCGAGACCACAGCCAAUAACAUGAGGAAGAAAGGCAAACCCAACCCUGAUCAGAGGUACUUCAUGUUGGUGGUAGCAUUGCAGGCCCAGGCCCACAGUCAGAGCUUCACGGUGGCCGCGCAGGUGUCCGAGAGGAUCAUCGUCAGGGUAACCUCUGCGUCUAACCCUGGUCAGUUUGAGAGUGACAGUGAGGUGUUGUGGCAGCGCGGUCAGCUACCUGACUCAGUGUACCACCACGGCCGGGUCGGCAUCAACACCGACCGGCCAGACGAGGCCAUGGUCAUUCACGGCAACCUGAAGGUCAUGGGGUCACUGGUGCACCCCUCCGAUAUACGGGCUAAAGAGAACGUCCACGAGGUGGACACUACAGGCAACCUGAAGCGGAUCAGUCAGAUGAGGCUGGUUCAUUAUCAGUACAAGCCUGAGUUUGCUUCCAGCAUGGGCAUCGACACCAGCCCAGAGACCGGAGUGAUAGCUCAGGAUGUGCAGCAGAUCCUGCCUGAAGCUGUGAAGGAGGGUGGAGAUGUGAUCUGCUCUAACGGAGAGACCAUCCCUAAACUACUGGUGGUUAACAAGGACCGUAUCUUCAUGGAGAACGUGGGAGCGGUGAAGGAGCUGUGUAAAUUGACUGACAACCUGGAGACUCGUAUAGAUGAGCUGGAGCGCUGGAGCAGGAAGCUGGCCAAACUCCGCCGCCUGGACAGCAUGAAGAGCACCGUCAGCGGAGGCACCACCAGCCAAUCAGGAAGCCAGUUCAGCAGGACAGGAAGUGUCCCUCUGAAGAAGAAGAAGACAGUCAAACCUGGGAGCAAGAGUCCGACUCCAGAGCAGGGCUGUAUCAGCCACAGGGUGAUGCAGGGAAUCAUUCUGGCUCUAGUCGUCGUCAUGACCUUCAGUGUCAUCUCCAUGUCCGUCCUGUACGUGUUGACGCUGCACCACAGAGGCGACGUCUCUGAGAAGGCUGGGUCCAGGUCUGCAGUGGGAUCAUCUAGAAGGACGGCCUCCGGUCCUCGGUCUACCACCCCGACACUUCCUGAUACAGUCCCGCCCUCUCCUUCACUGUCCAAUCCUGCAGCUUGCUGCCCGCCUACAACUGCCACAAACAACCAAUCAGCAACUGCUCUGUCGCCAAGCAACAACCAAUCUACAUCGGAGCUGAGUAGUCCGGGCAGUAUCAACAAGAAGGCCAAGUCCAGGCCUGUGGACAAGGACGGACGCUACAGGAACCGUCUCAGCCACACCUCCGCCCCCAUGUACCUGUCCAAGGCGAAGAGACCUGCCCCUGCCCCUGCAGGAGACCUGGAGGUUGUAGGGGGGGUCACGAACCGGCUGCCUGGACCGGGUGGGCCUGGACCGGGUGGGCCUGGAGGCCAACAGACCCUGCCUCGGAGACAACGCCGGGACAACACACACAGCAACACAGAGGAGGAAGCAGGGGAAAUAUCAUCCCCUUCCCUUAUGGAUCUACACAUCCUGGAGACAGACCAACACAUCUCAUCACACAACUGUCCCCAUCCUGACAGCUGCAGCUAUACUGUACCACUCUCAGCAAUCAAGAACUCUUCCAUGUCACAGAUCACUCUCCACAUGAUUUCCAGUGCCAGCGUGUGGGUCAGACAGUGUGGAGCCACUAGAGGACGUCUGUGUCCUGACCACACAGAGACAGAGCUUCAUGCUGGAGAGAAAAAAGUCACUGAGGGGACAGAUCACCUGUGGCCAGUACCUGUACUGUCAUUCCAGGACGUCACCUAUCACUUCAGAGUGGCCAAGUCUAGUGAAGUGAGGUGUGGCGUAGAGGAGGAGAAUGUAUCCACCACCACCACACCACCAUACUCUGACUUCUACUUCCUAAUUCAAAGCAGCUGCGCAUGAGAGGAGAGGGAACUAAGCAUGCAAACUAGUGUGCUUGCUUUGAAUCUAGCCUAUCCCCUGACUGACUCAGGGUUUCUUAAAGGGAUAGUUGGGAGGCCCUUUUAUCUACUUCCCCAGAGUCAGAUGAACUCGUGGAUACCAAUUUGUAUAUCUCUGCGUGCAGUAUGAAGAAAGUUAGAGGUCGUUUUUCAAGCCAAUGCUAACUAGCGUUAGCACUAUGACUGGAAGUCUACAGGAAAAAUUGCGCUUACGCUAGUUAGCAACUUUCUUCAUAUUGCACGCAGAGACAUAAAACUGGUAUCCACGAGUUCAUCUGACUCUGGAGAAGUAGAUAUAAUCUCAACUAUCCCUUUAACUACUACACCUCCUAUCCCACCUCUCUCUCUCUCUCUCUCUCUCUCUCUCUCUCUCCUACCCAUCCUGUCCUGUAUAGAAACAUAUCCACCAAACUACAGCUCCUAUGCACUUCAUUAUAUGAAACCUAAGUUUAUCAUAAUGCUAUAGUGUUAUAUUAUGGCUUAUUAAUCAUUUUGUAUUUUUGCCAAUUUAUAAUAUCCGUUUUCCUGAACUUGUUUUGUGUCUACUGUACACUCUAACCAUUCCUUAUGACUGAAAACAAAAACCCUGUUUUGAAUGUAUGAUUUAAUACAUUUGGUUCUAGUGAGAAUAAUUAUAGGAGAGUCAAAUUCACAGUUGACUAACAUUCCGUUCUGGGCUGCUGUAUGUCUUGACUUCCUGUCUGGAUCCUCCCAGAUGGCACCAUAGUCAGUGGAUUUGGAUAUACUACUGUAGAAGUUUGUCUCAAACAUUCUUUGUCUAUGCAUUCCAGUACCAAAAUUCCCAGGUUUUCCAGAAAUCCCGUUUGGAAGAUUCCCGCAAUCAAAAGUGACGAAAUCCGGAAUCUUCAAAACAGGAUAUUUGGAAAAUCUGGGAAUUUUGUGAAAGAUACCAGAAUUAAGUCUGACCUAUCUGUUAGAGCAGGGAUAUUCAACUGUUGUCCUACGAGGUCCAGAGCCUGCUAGUUUUCUGUUCUACCUGAUAAUUAAUUACACACACCAAGUGUCCCAGGUCUAAAUCAGUCCCCGAUUAGAGGGGAAGAAUGAACAGAGCUGAAUUUAAGGGUGUUAGAGAAACUAAACUAAAAAGCAGCCUAGCAGAGAAUCACCUUACUGGUUUGAGGGCGCUCACUGCCGUGGAGUUGAAACAAACUCUACAUCAGAUUGAUACGGAUACAUUCAGAAAUCUGAUGCAUCUAUACAGGUAGCUGAUGAUCCAUCAAAGGUAAACGCUAAGAAACAGAAGAAACACAUUUUAAUUGAAAUGCAUUAAAUCACAGGAGUAUAUCAAAUCUACAAGAAGUGAAUGACUCAGCAUGAUAAGACUGGAGAUAAACUCAGAUAACUGGAAACGGUAGACCACUGUAUACACCAUAGCUAUAGAACCCAUAUUGUCUGUCUAUGGUAUACACUGUAUGCUCUCAGCAGAUACAUUGUGUGCUCUGAAACACUGUACUGGAACCACAGAAUUAGAAUGACUCUGAUUCUAUGAUUCUAAUUCUAUACACUGUACUGGAACCACAGAAUUAGUAUGACUCUGAUUCUAUGAUUCUAAUUCUAUACACUGUACUGGAACCACAGAAUUAGAAUGACUCUGAUUCUAUGAUUCUAAUUCUAUACACUGUACUGGAACCACAGAAUUAGAAUGACUCUGAUUCUAUGAUUCUAUGAUUCUAAUUGUAUACACUGUACUGGGAAAUUGGUACGCGCUGUAUGCUGUAGAAUCCCAGCAUCUGAUAACGGCAUUGAUCAGGUCCAACAAGGGACUAUAUGUUACAAGAACACUGGACAUUUUUACACUGUAUCUUGCUUACUGGAAAUUUUACACUGUAACUCGCUCACUGGAUUUAAUAAUGCUUAACCACUAGCAAAAUACAAUGUGUGUUUAAGAAGUACUUCUUAGCUAUAUAUUUUCUGUUUUAAUUGUUUUAAUUGUAGAAGAUCAGAGAUGACUUUCUGCUCUGGAUCGUGAUGUUGAUAACCCGUAGUCUCUCCAGACAUCUGCUUUGCCUCCCACAAUUUUCAAAUGCUCCAACUUAGGGUCUAGUUUUCAAGACUAGACAACACAAAUAUUGACAUCUGAACGGUGUUUUUUAAACCGCUGGUGCCUUAUCUUUCUCUACAAAACAAGAAGGCUGUCAUCUUAUCACCAGACCGAAGCAGCUCAUGGACUUGAUUGAAUGCUGUUCAUGUCUGAGCUAAUAGAGGCAUCCAUUUUGUGACCUGGGUCUUGUAUAAACGAACAAGAAAGAAAGGGUUAACAGAGGCCACACUAGCACCUUCCUGAAUGAGUCCAGAGGCCACACUAACACCUUCCUGAAUGAGCCCAGAGGCCACACUAACACCUUCCUGAAUGAGUCCAGAGGCCACACUAACACCUUCCUGAAUGAGCCCAGAGGCCACGCUAACACCUACCUGAAUGAAUUAUGGAUUUUGUACACUGGACUAUUAUAUUAUUCUAGCCUUUGCAUUGAUUGCUCUAAAUCUGUUUAACACUUUCUGUCUUCCCCUCUCUGACGGGAAACAACACCCUGUCCCUAAAGUCAUGUUUAGAACUAUCUCCUCUGGAAAUACCCUAAAGUCAUGUUUAGAACUAUCUCCUCUGGAAAUACCCUAAAGUCAUGUUUAGAACUAUCUCCUCUGGAAAUACCCUAAAGUCAUGUUUAGAACUAUCUCCUCUGGAAAUACCCUAAAGUCAUGUUUAGAACUAUCUCCUCUGGAAAUACCCUAAAGUCAUGUUUAUAACUAUCUCCUCUGGAAAUACCCUAAAGUCAUGUUUAGAACUAUCUCCUCUGGAAAUACCCUAAAGUCAUGUUUAGAACUAUCUCCUCUGGAAAUACCCUAAAGUCAUGUUUAGAACUAUCUCCUCUGGAAAUACCCUAAAGUCAUGUUUAUAACUAUCUCCUCUGGAAAUACCCUAAAGUCAUGUUUAGAACUAUCUCCUCUGGAAAUACCCUAAAGUCAUGUUUAGAACUAUCUCCUCUGGAAAUACCCUAAAGUCAUGUUUAGAACUAUCUCCUCUGGAAAUACCCUAAAGUCAUGUUUAGAACUAUCUCCUCUGGAAAUACCCUAAAGUCAUGUUUAGAACUAUCUCCUCUGGAAAUACCCUAAAGUCAUGUUUAGAACUAUCUCCUCUGGAAAUACCCUAAAGUCAUGUUUAGAACUAUCUCCUCUGGAAAUACCCUAAAGUCAUGUUUAUAACUAUCUCCUCUGGAAAUACCCUAAAGUCAUGUUUAGAACUAUCUCCUCUGGAAAUACCCUAAAGUCAUGUUUAUAACUAUCUCCUCUGGAAAUACCCUAAAGUCAUGUUUAUAACUAUCUCCUCUGGAAAUACCCUAAAGUCAUGUUUAGAACUAUCUCCUCUGGAAAUACCCUAAAGUCAUGUUUAGAACUAUCUCCUCUGGAAAUACCCUAAAGUCAUGUUUAUAACUAUCUCCUCUGGAAAUACCCUAAAGUCAUGUUUAGAACUAUCUCCUCUGGAAAUACCCUAAAGUCAUGUUUAUAACUAUCUCCUCUGGAAAUACCCUAAAGUCAUGUUUAGAACUAUCUCCUCUGGAAAUACCCUAAAGUCAUGUUUAGAACUAUCUCCUCUGGAAAUACCCUAAAGUCAUGUUUAGAACUAUCUCCUCUGGAAAUACCCUAAAGUCAUGUUUAGAACUAUCUCCUCUGGAAAUACCCUAAAGUCAUGUUUAGAACUAUCUCCUCUGGAAAUACCCUAAAGUCAUGUUUAGAACUAUCUCCUCUGGAAAUACCCUAAAGUCAUGUUUAGAACUAUCUCCUCUGGAAAUACCCUAAAGUCAUGUUUAUAACUAUCUCCUCUGGAAAUACCCUAAAGUCAUGUUUAGAACUAUCUCCUCUGGAAAUACCCUAAAGUCAUGUUUAGAACUAUCUCCUCUGGAAAUACCCUAAAGUCAUGUUUAGAACUAUCUCCUCUGGAAAUACCCUAAAGUCAUGUUUAGAACUAUCUCCUCUGGAAAUACCCUAAAGUCAUGUUUAUAACUAUCUCCUCUGGAAAUACCCUAAAGUCAUGUUUAUAACUAUCUCCUCUGGAAAUACCCUAAAGUCAUGUUUAGAACUAUCUCCUCUGGAAAUACCCUAAAGUCAUGUUUAUAACUAUCUCCUCUGGAAAUACCCUAAAGUCAUGUUUAUAACUAUCUCCUCUGGAAAUAGUUUUUCAUAUGUACUCUGUUAUUGUCUUUCCCUUACUCACUGACCACUCCGCUCUUUGAUAUACUAUUGACUAUGUUCCUCAUAUGUCAUACAAUACAGUUAUUAUAUACAUUUAUUAGUACGUGAUGAAGGACCCUUUGGACAUCUGGUAUCUGAAUGCCUCAAGUUAACAAAGUAUUCUGAUACUGAGACCAGGUGUGUUGAAACAGGUGUGUUGAACACAGUCCCUCUAAGGUCAGGUGUGUUGAAACAGGUGUGUUGAACACAGUCUCUCUAAGAUCCGGUGUGUUGAAGAUCUACAAAUACAAAUUCAAAAAAACAUAAUCAAAUGAAUAUACUUCAUUGAAGAUGACAAAAUAUAAAGACAUUGUACUAUACUGUAUUAGCAAUAUGACAUGUUGACAUACAUGAGUACAGUGUAAUAUUUGAGCUUAUUUAUAAUGCACCAGCCAGCCUUUACAGUGAAACCAGCAUAGCAUUGUAUAUAUCAACUGAUUUACGCUCUCUUGGGUGGUUCCAUCUGGUUCCAACUGGUUUCAAAUGGUUCCAACUGGUUCCAACUGGUUCCAUCUGGUUCCAACUGGUUCCAUCUGGUUCCAACUGGUUUCAAAUGGUUUCAAAUGGUAUAGAAAUUCAUGAAAUGUUACUGUGUAGCUUCAUUUUGUAACAAUGUAUGCUCCUUUUUAUGUUAUUUUAGUUAUAUCAUUAUAAUGUUGACUGUUGUUACUCUAUCCUUGUUGUUGUUGUUAUAUUAUUCAUAUGUAAACAUUGUUAUGCUAUAUUAUGAAACUCUGUGCCAAUCAAAAUCGCUAUUUGGCUUUUACCUGUCUCACUGGAUAAGAAAACACACACACAGAGAGAGCAGAGAGAGAGAGAGAGAGAGAGAGUAGAGAAUUCAAGGAGUUUGUCUGAUGGGAAUCUGUUAUGUCAUCGGCCUCCAUCUUGCUUGAGAAACAGCAGAGAACUAAAGAGGAAAGGCCAUCCUGUGCCGUGUCACACCUGGACCACCGAUUGAGAUGUGGCUUUUGUUAAGGAAAUCAGGUGUUAAAUGACACUUUAAAUCUUUACUUCAUUUUUAAAUAUGUUUAUCUUAUUACUCUAAUUCUUAUGGCUUAAAGCCCUUCAGAACACUAAAAUACUUAAUGAAAGCAUAAAUACCCCUCCUUCAUUCACCUCUAUACUGCUUUUAAAGUUCUCCCUAUAAAUGUGUGCUUUUUAGUCUUACCUCUUACUUUAUUUUUAAUACACGAUCAUGACAUUUAUUUUGGAGUCUUUGCUUAUUUUGUAUUUUUUUGUGUGUUAAAGAGCAUGUUGUCAUAAUAUGAAUGCAGUAAAUAAAAUAUUGAUUGAAAACAAAA